This is a messenger RNA of Naegleria gruberi, 1680 nucleotides long. RefSeq lists its product as uncharacterized. NCBI's taxonomy places the organism in Eukaryota, Heterolobosea, Eutetramitea, Acrasida, Naegleriidae. The transcript has a single exon. Bases 1 to 1680 code for a protein of 559 amino acids. The record is from RefSeq and is a predicted model, not a curated record.
AUGUCCACGUUCUUUUAUUUCAAAGGGAUAAAGGCAGAAGAAAGAGGCGGAUUGCUGUAUUUCAUCAAGAGGAAAACCUCUUCGUUUAAAUACCUUGUCGAAUUUGCCUUAUUUCCCUUGAGUUCUUCAAGUACUUCUUCAUUUCAUAAUUUAACAAGUCAAGAUGUAAUCGGACGAUUGUUUAUUAAUGGUUUUUUAUGGAGAAAGAUUGCUCCGUUUCAUGUUGAAUAUCAAGAAAAUGAUGUCAGUUGGAGAGUGAGGUUUGAAAUUGGUAGUGAAGCAACAAUUUAUGAAUUGUGUUGGGAUGAUCCGUCCAUUGUUUUGUGUCGUUUUUUAGUGGACAGCAACAAAGACGACAAUAUCACUGAACCACUAUUAGAAAUGUGUGAAUUAUUGAAAAAGAUUAUAUUCAUAAUCGACCAAUAUCCAGAACUCUGCAUGUUUGUUGGUGAUUUUAGAAGGUAUAUGCCCACAAGUUUGGCUUGGUAUGUUUCUUCAUUGUUGAAUGGAGAUGUUGAGUUUGCAAAGAAACUGAGCUUGAUAGAUGUGAAACAGAGUUAUGAUAAUUUACCUAGUUUAGAAAAUUGUAUUUCAUCACUAUUAGAAUAUUUAAAGGAGGGAAAUUCUGAAAAGAUUUGUCAGAUAAGCCAAAAGUUUACUACUGAACUUGAAACAAAAUUGAGUGAAAUGAAUUUGGGACUAAAGAGAGUCACCUUAUUUGAAAAAACGAAAGAAUGUGGUUUUUUGGCCUUGUGUCGUCUUGCUUAUAACGGAAACCAGAGUGCUAUGGAUUUGUGUAAUAGAUUUCUGGUAAAAUUAAUUGGAAGAGAGGAUAUUAGUCUGAUUUCUAAUCUUGCCUUAACAAAUUUAAGUGAUUGUUUUAAUUCCAAAGAUGUCUAUUCGAAUAUCAUGCGCUUUCUUGGUGAAUUAAGCAUUAUCAAUCAAAAUAAGGAAAACCUAUUUGAUGAAUCAGAGAGAGAACUGAUACACAACGAAAUUUCCAAUGUACUUUCGUCAAUGACAUGUUUUUCCUUGUUUCUUCCUCUGUACGAUAACAACUAUGAAGAAUCCAAUUAUUGUAACGACUCUGCUUUGUCCACUUUUGAUAAUUUGCGUCUUUCUCGUAUAGCAACCUCUCCCAGUCAAAUCGGGCAUGGAAUAUCUUGUGAACUAUUUUUCAAUGCCACAAUUCUAUCAAAGAAAGGAAGUACGAUUUGUAAUGAAUUUUUCCAAUAUUUUGUUGGAAACAUGAAACAAUCGACAAUUCAUUCACUUUGUUGGGCUUGUAAUUCUCAAUUACCUAUUUCCACAAUUUUCCAAAUCUACACAUUCUUACAGAAACGAGACGAUAUUGACUGGUAUUCACCAUGGAUAGCAAGGAAACACAUUACAGGAAUUCAAGGAUUUCUUGCACAAGAUAAACAGCGUGGAUUUGCAGAGCUCGUACAACUUUCCAAAUCGUGUUCCUUUUUAUCGAGAAAAGAAGUCUUAAUAUCAUUGGGACAAUUAUACAUGAGGGGUGAAUGUGGAAUUCCUGUUGAUUAUGAGAAGGCAUUAUUUUGGUGCUCUAAAUUUCCAACUUGGUUUGGCUGGAUAAAAGGUGAUGCCAAAACUUAUCUAGAAUCGAUGGGAACUACAAUUGAGCAUGACGAUGAUGAAUAUUUUAUGAAUUCAAUUUAA